UCGUUCCUUUUUUUUUUUUGGGGGCGGGUGGAGCUAAUAAAGACUCUUUCAGUUCCCCCGUAGAAGUUGAGAGCUUCGCACGCACACACAUUUAGCGACGGCGCUGAUGGACCGCGAGUGGUUGAAUUUAAAGACGUACUCAGCUCAAGUGUCGCCAUCGAGUCCCAAGUUAAGAUGAAAUGAAUGUUCUUUUUUUUUUUUUUUUGGAAUGAUUAGCCCUUUAAAAAAUUGUUCUUGAGACAAUUUCGGCAAGACUUAUGUUUCUGUGCAUCAACAAGGAGAGAAAAAACCCCAAAAUGAUACACAUCACGAAGUUUUUUCUACUUUGUGGUCUGCUUGAAGGCAGCCUUUGUCAGGAGUGGGCGACUAUGUUGCCGUCAUCCGUACAGGGCAUGAGUGGCUCGUGCAUUCGUAUUCCUUGCAGGUUCACGAUGCCUCCGGGCUGGGAUAGUUUCUUGGACCGCACCUGUGCCGCCAUUUGGAUGCGAGGCUAUUACAGGACACUCAUGUUCGACUCCAGACUUACAAGGGAGGAGAGUGCCUUACGGAAUGUCCUGCAGGGAAACCUCACCGGGAACUUGCAGGAAAAGGACUGCAGCACCAUCCUUGAGGACAUGACAGAGCAGUAUGACGACUAUUACUUCAGGCUGGAAUGUGACAACAGUCUCAAGUUCAACUUUGUCCAGAGCGUCUUGGUGUACAUUAAAGAUUCAGCACCCGUGCCCACUAUCAUCCCAAACGAGGCUGAGGUUCAGGAAGGUACCGCGCUGGUUCUGGAGUGCUGGACGCCGGCUCCUUGCCCGAUGUUGCCGCCACUCCUGACGUGGACGCCGCAGCUGGGCGAUGUGACAGAGGUGGUGAAAGAAGCGGAAGGGCAGACAGCGGCGAGGGUCAUCGCAGUCAUGAAUUUCAACGCUUCUUACCAACACAACAGACUGGAGGUGACCUGCAGCGCCAUCUACAGGAGGCAAGCGGGACGCACUGAGGUGUCCACAAAAAGCUUGUUGAGACUUCAAGUUUUGCAUGGUCCUAAGAAUACGUCUGUGAGCUACCCAGGCCCCGUGACGGCGGGCAUGUCGGUCACACUGACUUGCAACACCAUCGCCAACCCUGUAGUGAGGGGCUACUUUUGGUACCUAGUAGGUGGCGAUCAGGUGACGCAAGUGGGAAGAAGGAAACGACUCAUCAUCGAUGUGACGGAAGACUCUCCCAGUUUUCAAUGUGGGGUGAUCAACAGAUACGGAGAGCAAAAUUCAUCCGUCAUCACCAUUGAUGUUCAAUUCCCUCCCAAGGACACCACGGUGAUUGUCGAGCCCCCCGGCGUGAUCCUGGAGGGCACCCCAGUAAUCCUGCUGUGCCAGAGCCAAGCCAACCCGCCCGUGCACAACUACAGCUGGUCCAUAAACGGCGGAGAGUAUCUGGAGAUCGGGGACCUCCUGACCCUCGACGCCGCCCAGCCCAGACACACUGGCGAGUACCGCUGCAUGGCCAAGAACGCGGUGGGAGAGCAAGCGUCUCCAGUCGUUCAUCUGGAUGUUCAAUAUCCUCCGAAGAACACAACAGUGUCCAUGUCGCCACCUGGUUCUUUACCUGAGGGCAGCACCGUGACUUUAAGGUGCACCAGUGUGGCAAACCCGCCGGCCAUCAACAUCACCUGGUAUCGAGUGAACGCCGGGGAGAAGACGCCGAUGGGCUCAGGACAAGAAAUUACAUUCAACGUCACAAAGCUGUCACGGGACACAUUUUAUUGUGAAAAUCGCAACGUUCACGGGGGACAGUCGGCGCAGCCGAUUGCCAUCGAUGUCACAUUUGCCCCAGAGAUCCUGACAUCCUCCCACUGCCAAGAUGUGUCAGCCCAAACACGAUGUACCUGCGACAGCCAGGCCAACCCGCUUCCCUCCCUCCAAUGGGAAUUGUCUGGGGUGCUUGUCAAUCACUCGGACAAGAGCCCCAUCACAGAGGAGGGCCUUGACAGCGCCACCCGGAGGAGCGUCAUCAUCAUGCAACGCCUGGACGGUGAAGAAUUUGUGUCCUCGUUGGUUUGCAUCAGCUUCAACCCGUUUGGAUUUGACACUCUUGCCUUCAACAUGUCCUCCCCUGCUGCUCGGACAGAUGUGACGGUUCUGGUUGGAUCUGCUGUGGGAGUGGUGACCAUGCUUAUCUUGAGUCUCCUGCUGCUCUUGUACAUUUGCAGGAAAACCAAAGGUACCUUUCCCUCUAAUGACAGACAAGCAGACAAUGCCACAGACUUUUUGGUCACCAAUGAGACCCACACUUCUGACGGCAACGCGAUUUACGCAAAUGACAAGGACUUGACCAAGGAUGCGGCGCCAGACGACGAGCAGCUGCACUACGCCCACGUCAGCGUGAUCCAAUUGCAGGCGCGCGACCGCGCCGAGAUACGAGGGCUCUCCUCCGUCACGAGUGAGUAUGCGGAGAUACGACUGCGUCCUGUCGGAGGCGACAAAGGCGAGGAGCCGCGAGCGGAUACUGAACCGGAUCCGGAACCGGAUCCAGUACCGGAUCCAGAACCGGAGGAGGAGAAAAUGGUGGCGGACACUCCUUCUGGACAGGAAGUGGCAAGCGAAGAGGUCGCAGCUUCGAUGGAGUGAAAGCCAUCAGUGGUUCUCAACACACAACUUAUCUUAAAAACUUACCUUGAUGGUACUUCUGGGUGAUACUGGCAUGUAUGUGCAUGGUCGCAUUCAUAACCCACAACAGCAUGAUUUUUUUCCAGGCCCACACUGUGCCCCCCACCCCCACCUCCUGAACAUAAACACAGCUUUGGCCUGGAUUUUUUUUUUCCCCUCUUUGCUCAUGUUUUCCUUUUUUCCAUUGAAGAAACUCAGGGCACUGAGUAACGAACCGCUGGCUUCCCAUUCUGUCUCCCUCUGUUGGUCUUUGUUACUUUUUGUCUUUGGACAGGUUGUGACUGUUAAGACAAAUUCCUGGUGUGCUUGCACAUAGUUGGACAAUAAAGCUGAUCCUGAUUCUGA
Hippocampus comes (tiger tail seahorse) is the source of this 2996-nucleotide messenger RNA. RefSeq names its product myelin-associated glycoprotein-like. The record is from RefSeq and is a predicted model, not a curated record. NCBI's taxonomy places the organism in Eukaryota, Metazoa, Chordata, Actinopteri, Syngnathiformes, Syngnathidae. The coding region runs from base 258 to 2612 and encodes 784 amino acids. The transcript is spliced from 13 exons.